AUUAUUGUUAUUCAACUUGUAGAGGUCAAAUCCUAUCCUGUGACGUCAACAUCUUUGCCGUUGUUCGUGUUCCAGUUCCUGUUGCCCCGUGCCAUGGAAUUCUAUCUUCUUCUUCUACAAUACCCAUUCUUUUGGAGACUGGAGACUUGUAUGAGAUGAUUGGGUUGUUUUCCAUCUUCUGUGCCUCCCUCUGUUGCAGUGGUGUUGGCAAUGCCUGGUUCCUGGGAAAUUCACCAGGUCCCUUCCUUGGUCGUCAUUGGCAGCUCUCUGAACAGGCAUCACUGGGCUCUCACAUUCCAUGUAGAACUGGGCGUAGCUCUCUGGUGUUUCUUUCCUCCCCCAAGAGCACUACUGUCUCAGUAUCUGGAGCGGACUCCUCAGAAUCACCUCCUCCAAGAACCAUCCCUUAUGAUCCUGAUCUGCUCUACAUGGGCAUCAGUGAAGAAUUGGAUCUACUACCCAAAGGCACUAGUUUGCAAAAGGCAUUCUCCUUUACAAUUGACAAUGCUUGCCCCGACAACCGAACGGUGGAAAUUCUAAAACUUUCUCAACGACCACCACUCUUUUUGCUCAAGGGUGUCUUGACUCCCCAAGAAUGCCAAGUCUUCAUGGAUUUCGCCAAUAGUCAACCCCUACAAGUUGCCGAGACUCGGCAGGGUGGCACCGAUUCUCAGGAAUACAGAGUUGGGUCGCAAAUGACAUGGAUUCCCAAUAACACCAUGCAGGGAUUGCAAGACUUGGCACAACAAAUCCAUGCCACCUUUUUGCCCCAUGAACCUUGUUUUCAUCCCUCCCAAUCCGUUGAAGAUUUGCAAGUCGUUCAUUACGAUCCAGACGGUUGCUACAAUCUACAUCAUGAUGGAGCACUACGUAUCUUGACGGUGCUCUAUUAUCUCAAUGGUGUCAGUGACACCUGGUUCCCCUGUGCGGAUGCGCCUGUGGGACGCUUUGCGUCAAGACAAGGAGCGAUUGACUUUGCCAAUUCAUCGGCCCACCCCAGCAAUAUUCUCCGUGGGGGAGUCCUGGCCAGCCAAGUGCAACCAGGAGAUGCCAUUGCCUUUUACAAUUACUUUCAAGAUGCCGCCUUUGAAUGGAAUGCCAUUCAUGCUGGAUUGCCUGCAACGUCGGACAAGUGGAUUGCCACCCAUUGGUAUCAUCAUGUUCGACCCAGUCAAUGUAACGAAUAUAAGACGAGUUAGAUUACGAGUUAGAUUGUUUGUCAAUACAAGGUCGAUAAUGAUAAGGAACGGUGCCAUGAUAGAGCAUUUUCAUUAAAAAGCAAAAGGGAAACCACCACCUGGGAGUUGCCAACAGU
Messenger RNA from Seminavis robusta, 1315 nucleotides. The record is from the annotation of a GenBank genome assembly. NCBI's taxonomy places the organism in Eukaryota, Bacillariophyta, Bacillariophyceae, Naviculales, Naviculaceae.